AUUUGUGGCAACAAUUUGAAAACGUCAAAUUAUUGAGUUUUGAGUUGCAAGAAAGAAAUCUAUUGUGGUAAUUUGUGAGAAAAUCCCAAAUAUUUAAUAGUUCUCUUUUAGAAAUUGUGUAUUUAUUAUUGUUACUAUCUCAGUUAUUUACAUGGUUGCUUGUUAGUACACAGAAUUACAAAACAAUGGAGAACGAUAUCAACAAACCGUACAAGAUAUGUGAUAUGAAUCGAGACAAAAAGAAAGGAAUUGUGGCUUCAUCACUGGAGGAUUUACUCUCCAAAGUGCCAGAAAAGCUCGGAUUGCCUUCAGAAAACCUGACAGUGGUUUUAGAGUGCGAUGGAACGGAGGUUGACGAUGAGGAGUACUUCUCAACCUUAGACCCUGAUACUUCGUUGAUGAUACUACACGGUAAUGAGAAGUGGACUCCGAAUAUGCCUAAGUGUCAAGUGUCGCUGGACCAGACGGAUGACGUCGCGCUGGGAGAGAAGGGUCAAGUGGCCAACCUGGUGGGACGACUACAACACAACCUAUGCCACAUUUCGUUACUGGGUGGGCAGGACUUGGAGCUCUUGUCGGACAUGGACCCCGAUAGUCUCGCCGAUAUUGUAACUGACAGAGAUAACAGAAUAAUUUUGGAACACAUCAAGGAAGCCUCUGGAAGAAUAUUAUUAGAGAAGCGUCAAGCACAGGAUGCAAUGGAGCUUCUUAAGCUGUACCACCAGAGUGUAGCUAACGGGACAGAAGAUGUAUCACCACCAAAACAGGAGAGAGUUUAGAAGAUUUGCCGGACAUCCACCAACUUACUCAAGUAACCCUCGAUUUAUUUUUAAGGAAUGGUACAUCUCAAAAGUUUACAAAGAAUUUUAUCUGCUUACCCUCCUGAGUUAGUGAUGGGAAGGAUAAAAUAUUUAAUACAUAGGUUGAUAAGCCAGGUUUACUACCUGUAUAGUCUGAUACUGUGGUAUUCAACCUUGCAUCUUCCAGUAUUUUAUUCAGGGGUAAGUUUUGUACAAGAUAUUUGAACACCAAAUAAAUGGGGCCUUUUUUCUAUAGAAUUGAAGUAAUUAUUGCUUUUAUUGCAUUUUGAAUAUAAGUAGUCAGCAAUUUAUCGGCCCAUAGUAACUGCAAAGUUCAAUGUGUACUAUAGGUAGAAGAGAUAAAUGUGAUCUAGCAGUUUGUAACUAAUCAUUCAUAUUAUCAUGAGGAUUGUUUUAGUGAAUCCUUAGUUAAUCUUUAGAUAUGUUGUAAAAAAUUUAAACAAGGACAUACCAGAAGAAUGUAAGUCAUAGUUGCUAGAUGUAAGACGCUAUUCUUAUGAAUAUGAGCUGAAAUUGAAAGUUAGGUAACCAUAAUGAUAUUCUAAACAUUGUAUGUAGGACAUAUUUAGUCAUGUGUAAUUAAAGUAAUAUUGUAAUCACCAUGUCAUUUACAGUUUAUAUUAAUCAGCACAAAUAAUUAGUGAUAUUUUGUCAGUGAUUGGUAAUGGGUAAUGUUAUUUUAUCAGCUCUACUCUAAGAUGGAAUGGUAUGUGGUCAGUUGUGGGUUUUUAAUCAAUCAUGGUUGCAUUUGUGCCAAUCACUAACUUUAUUGUAUAACUCAUAAUCAUCAAACUUAUGAUAUUGAUAGUGGAUCUGACAAUAGAUAUGCUAGCAAUAGUGUUAUGGUCAUUGAUUUUCCUUUUUGUAAACUUUUGAGAGACAAUUUGCCACAAGGUUGAUAAUCAACAUCAAUUUAAAAGACUGAUAGUUGGUAAAUUUUCUUUUUUAUAUAGUUUUACCCCUAGAAUAAGAUUUAUUCAUUUAAAAUCCAAAUUUGCUCAAACAACUUACGAAUAACGAAUAGGUUUUCCUGUUUAGUUUCACUGCCGUAAGUCGGGACAUGUUAUUGUUUAGGGAAUGAACGUACUGCCAUGUGGGGUGGACAGUGUGGGAAUUGAUGGGAUGAUCUUAUAUAUACAUGUUUUAUUGCACUGCAAGCUGUUAUGAGUGACUUUUGUAUGUGCAUUCUUUUUGAUAAACAAAUUGUUUAUGUAUAUGGAUGUGGGGGUGAAUGUGAUCAAAUGAGUUGUAUAAACUUUAUUCUUUGCCAAAAUAUUAGAUAAGGAUGCUCCAUUACUUACUUAUUGUACAACAAAGAGCCAUUAUUUAUCAGUAAACAUGACAAAUACUAGAGCCUUGCCUUCCUUAUAAACAAUCUGGAGUUCUUCUAAAACUUCUUUAUUACUAACUGCAAUAUCUCUCAAAAAACAAUUUAGCUUAUAUAAUCUAUACUAAAAUUAGAGUAAGUAGGUGUGUAUACCCAUUAUAAUUGUAUACUGUAGUACCUAGUUUCAUAUAAUGUGCAAUAUGUAUGCAAUGUUAGUAUUUUCCAAGAAGCCAAGCAUUCCACUGUCAGUGAUGAGUGGUGAGUAAUGAGGUAAUUUGUGAUCUAGUAAUUUUUAAAUUGUUUGUUUGUUCAAGUGUAAAAAUUUGAUUUGAUAUUGUUAUUACAUAAUAUUCAAUGCUUGCAAUGUAGAAAUUCUCUUUAUGCCACAUUGACUAGCUUGUUUCUUUGUAUGCAAAGUAAAAGUCAAAAAGCUUAACAAUAGAACAAGUGUAUGAGGUAUUCCAAGAAGCCUGGUGUUGUGUGUAUAGGUUUCCAUUUUGAGAAGAAUGCAUAUUGUCUUAUGAAUACUAUAGGUUUAGUAUAUGGAAUCUGAGUUUGUAAAACAUAAUUCCUAAUAGUGGAAUUGGUAUGUAGCCCUUAACAUUUAUUUAUUGUGCACGAAUAAAAUAUACCUACUUAAAUAAAAA
Molecule: messenger RNA, 2795 nt
Organism: Pectinophora gossypiella (pink bollworm)
Lineage: Eukaryota; Metazoa; Arthropoda; Insecta; Lepidoptera; Gelechiidae
Gene: Drep1
Product: DNA fragmentation factor subunit alpha-like
Exons: 2
Coding region: 186-779 (197 amino acids)
Biological process (GO): apoptotic process; regulation of apoptotic process
Source: RefSeq, a predicted model, not a curated record